UUGUUGGGAGAUAUCUUGCUCGAUCGUUCAAAUUCGGCUGUGAUGACUCGAUAUGUUUGCUCAAGGGAAAACUUGAGGAUCCUCAUGAAUCUUCUUCGGGAAUCGAGCAAGAGUAUUCAGAUCGAAGCAUUUCAUGUUUUUAAGCUAUUUGCGGCUAAUCAGAACAAGCCCCCAGAUAUCGUCAGUAUUCUCAUCGCUAACCGAAACAAGCUAUUACGCCUCUUUGCUGAUUUUAAAACCGAGAAAG
Messenger RNA from Striga hermonthica, 247 nucleotides. Lineage: Eukaryota; Viridiplantae; Streptophyta; Magnoliopsida; Lamiales; Orobanchaceae. The record is from the annotation of a GenBank genome assembly.